AAGAGAAAAAAGUGGCAGAUGUUGUGCGGUGGGAAACAGACGGAGGUGCAAAACCGCAUUGAGGGGCAAGAGAAAACACACCAAUUGGCCAUUGUGCUGCAGAACGGCAACCAGAGCUCCGCGUACGUCGAUGGUAGGCGUGUGUUGGAGAAUGUGCAAUGCCAAUUGGAAGGUAAGGAAAAUAAAAACAUCUCCCACUUCUACUUUGGAGGGGAUGGAAGCAACACGGGGAGCCAAGAAGGCUUUUCCGUGACUGUGUCGAACGUCCUGCUGUACAACCGCCCGUUGACAUCCGAGGAGAUUGCAGGGCUUGCCAAAAAUACAAUUACUAUUCCGAAGCGGGAAGAAACGAAGACAUCGACGACACCUCCUCUUUCACCAGCGGCAAGUGCACCAGAUUUGGAAGGAACCUUGCCUCGACCUAAUUCUGCCGGGCAACGGCCGUUGGAAGAGAAAACGUUGGGGGCGAAUACUGGUGCUGGCGGUGGCGGUGUAUCCAGUGCAGUUUCCAUUGCUACGACUCCCUCGUCUGAUGUUGCUCAAACGGUGGCAACAAUGGGUGGAGAAACGGUUCAGGGAGAUGGACCACUCCAAACUCCUGAGGUGAGCGUCGGCUCUGGCGAGGAUAGGGAGACGGCGGAAGGAACGGAUGCGCAGGGAGAGGAGGGAAUCCAUCCACAGAACGGGGAAGUAAAGUCUGCGGCACUCAGCAGCAGUCUCGGAAAUUUGUCGCAGGGGAAUAACAGCGAUGCGUGUACUGUGCGUGGGAGCAGGGCGCUGCCGCUGCUCCUUCUGUUGGGACUGUGGGGGUUUGCCGCUCUGUGA
Trypanosoma cruzi is the source of this 825-nucleotide messenger RNA. RefSeq names its product trans-sialidase, putative. The annotation marks the transcript as partial. Gene Ontology annotation, molecular function: exo-alpha-sialidase activity. Lineage: Eukaryota; Euglenozoa; Kinetoplastea; Trypanosomatida; Trypanosomatidae. The record is from RefSeq and is a predicted model, not a curated record. The transcript has a single exon.